Messenger RNA from Lichtheimia ornata, 306 nucleotides. RefSeq lists its product as uncharacterized. NCBI's taxonomy places the organism in Eukaryota, Fungi, Mucoromycota, Mucoromycetes, Mucorales, Lichtheimiaceae. The transcript has 2 exons. The record is from RefSeq and is a predicted model, not a curated record. Bases 1 to 306 code for a protein of 101 amino acids.
AUGAAGACCACACUUAUUCUCGUUCUCUUUGCCAUCUUUGCCAUUGCCUUUGGUGCACCCUGCCAUCACAAGGACAAGAAACCCAACCAUGGUCACCAUGAUCAUCCACCCCACCAUGGCGGUGAUGAACCUGCUCCUCGUAAGGGUGGUGAUAUCACUCAAGUCCAAUCUGCUGGUGCUCCUGGCAACAACAACUCGGGUAUCGGUGGCCUGCUUGGUCUCUCUGCUCUUAAUGGUGACAUUAAUAUCCUUGGCAAACAAGUGAAGUCUUCGAGCACAACCAUGACUCAGAACGCAAAUGCUUAA